Molecule: messenger RNA, 915 nt
Organism: Danaus chrysippus (African queen)
Lineage: Eukaryota; Metazoa; Arthropoda; Insecta; Lepidoptera; Nymphalidae
Source: the annotation of a GenBank genome assembly
AUGGAUAACAGUAAUAAAAUAGUGCCACCACAUUUAAAUGCUGAAGUUUAUCGAACUGAUACGACUGGAACAAGCACGCAAUCAUUUUUAGACUACAUCCGUAUACACAAUGAUGGAACAAUAUUGGUUGGUUGUUCAGAACUAACUGGAAGGUACUGGAAUGGUGGUGCUUAUAUUUUUGACAAGGCUAAAGAAGGUAAAAAUGUUAAUAGUGGAACGAAAAAAUGUAUUUACCUCACCAGCGGUACUGCUGAUGGGUGCUUUAUUGAGAGUUCCAAUAAGAUUUUAUUAUGUGAAGAUAGUGGAGCAGUUAGUAUAUGGAAUAACAAAGAUGAUGCAUGGAAACAAUGGAGUGAAGAACUGUCUGUAGCUGAACAUGAUGGUGGUGUGAUGGCAGUGGACUGUCUUAGUCCUGGCAAAGAAUAUGUCACUGUAGGAGCAGAUGGCAAUGUGAAGGUUUGGGAUAUUAUUGAUCUGAUUUGCAUGAGGAACUAUAUAGCAGCACACAAUCGGUCAAUUUAUGCUGUUUCAACACGGCCGUCUUCACUUACAAGCUUUGCUACAGGUUCCUUAGACUAUUAUGUAACACUCUGGGAUGAAAAUGUUGCAAACCCUGUAUUAGAACUUUCAAAAUCUACGUUUUUGGAGUCUUUUACACCCAGAAACAUCACAAGUGGUUUUUCGAAGCCAGAUAUUUGGCCAUUUAAUAGACCUGUAUUCGGGGAUUUCAUUGAGAGAUCUCAAGAGAAAGAAAAUGAUCAAGUAUUAGAGAGACAGGAAGUAGAUUUUAUAGAACCGGAAACAGGUCAAAACGAUGAAAACUGCAACAGAGACAAAACGCAAACAGACCUUUUAGAUACAUCUGGAAAUAUUGUUCAAAUACCUCUCAACAUUUCACCGCUUCCAAAGGUAUGA